AUUUAGAUGCAGUCAACGAUGAUUAUAAUACUAAUAGCGUUCAAACCUCCUAUUCAUUACACGACGCUCAACUUCACGAUGAAACUGUUGAUAAUGUGGAACAAAGUCAACAAACAGACAUCGAAAACGAAAGUAUCACUGAUCAUAAAAUUGCGUCUGCCAAACAAUUAUUAAUCUUGGGACGUUCUUACCAAAGAGAAGGCCGAAAUGAAGAGGCUAUCAAAAGCUACGAACAAGCAGUUCAAAUUGCGGAUGAAAUAAAUCAGAAUGACAUCAAACCAAAAGCUUAUCAACACUUGGGAAACGUAUUUACUGUAACUUCCGAGUAUAAGAAAGCAGUCGAAUAUUAUCAGAAAGCACGUAAAAUAUCUCCACGCCUCGAGGGAGAUGAGUUGGAAGUAAUAGCAUAUCAAUGGUUGGGUUACAACCACCUGCAAGCUGGUCAGUACAAAGAAUCCAUAGAGUAUUACAAAGAAGUGGUAAAACUUGCUUCACAGCUUGCAGACAAAAAGAGGUCGCUUACACUUAACGCUUACCUAAGAUUAGGAAGUGCAUUUAGUUAUACUGACAACUUUGAGUCUUCGCGAAAGUAUUUCUUGAAAGCCCUCACAGUAGCAGAACAGAUGAAUGACUAAGUUCUCCAAAAGGAAGCAUAUACAAAUUUGGGAUAUCUAUACUACCAGAGUUGUAAGUUUGAUGCUGCUGUCAAAUCGUAUCUGAAAGUUCAGGAAAUAUCUCAUGAUCUUGGUGAGAGAAAAGAAGAAGCCAACGCCUGUCUCAUGCUCGGUGAUACCUUUCAAAAAUUAAAGCAACACAAGAAAGCCAUUGAAUGUUAUCAAAUGACUUUAAGUAUCAGUGAAGAAUUGAAGGAUAAAGAAAUGCAAGUAGUCGCAAUUCAGAGAUUAGGAAUAUUAUAUUUAAAUUUGGCAUCAAGUUAUUCUGGAGAUUUUGAUCACGAGAAGGCAAUAGCAUGGCACGAGAAGGCAUUGGAUAUUCUUGGAAAUGAGCCCUGUGAUCACCUCUUGCAUGAGAAGGCUCUUACUGGUUUGGGAGUUGCCUGGUUUAAUUUCGGAGAUACAGAAAAAGCGAUGGAGUCAAUUCAGGAAUCCCAAAACGUUGCAAAGAAUACCGACACAGGUAGUUAUUACACAUUGCUAUAUUUUGUGGAACACAACGUGCGAUCUACGUAAAUAAUAGUAAAUAAUACGAGGUCAUUAUUCCAACAUUGAUAUUCAAGACGAACAUGAUUUGGACUUACUUUUCUCGUUUUUCCUAUACAGGGUAUAUAAAAAAGAUAAUCCUACUUUGGCAUGUUAUUGUGCAUUAUAUAUUACGUUUAUCCAUUUACUUUUUUCAUACCAAUAAAGGUCAAUACCUGUCGAAUGAUACCUUUCUUGUAUCAUUGCGAUCAAAAAUGGCCAAAUAGAAUCCGAUCGAUUUAAAAAUGCCGGUCGAAAUCAUAUUUUUCCACCAUUGAAUUGGAUGUAAAGCUAUAAAUAGUCUUAGUAUUGAAAUUAUUCUCAUUUGGGAUUUAAAGUGCCACUGCGAUGGAAAAUUGUGCUGUCUUUUUAUUGUAUAUUCAGGAAGUAUGUCAGUAGAUAAACAAAAUUACCAAAUAUCAGCGUCCAAUUCCAUUUCCUUCUGCCUUUUUUUUCAACGCAAACAUGCAAAUUUUUCGGCCGCCAUUACUGAGUUGCCAAUUAGUGAGAUGUUGAUUUCUUAACCGGAUGUGACGUCAUUUACUCAACACGCUUCUUUCCCGAAGGAGAAAUUAAUAUUAUCAAAUGCUUAUUCUAGGCUGUUUUUUGUUCAAAAUUAUGUCUUCUGACGAAAGCCACAGCUCAAAUUUUGCAACACAAUCAUCUUGCGAACUCUCUUUUGCCGAAGACGUUUCUUGUGAUAGCGGGGGUGAUGUAAAUAUGGAGAAAAGUGUGGAUUUGUGCGAGGCCUAUGAUACUUCAGUCGAAGCUCUUGCCACUGAAACGAAAAGUACUAUAACUGAGAGAGAGCAAGAGCAGCAAACACUGUCUGCUGAAUUGUCUGGGGAAACCUUAACGGGCACCUGGUACGUUUUGGAUUGUAUUUAUUUACGUUUUGGUUUAUAUAUUUGUGACAUAAAACAAACAUGUGAUGGCCAUGUUUAACAAAACAAAUGGUCACUGGUCUCCUUAUAAAAAAUCAUUGUCACCUCCGUUAUAUUGCACGAAACGUCUUCAAUGAGAGAUGGCUUAAAGAUGACUGUGUUGCCAAAUUGGAAAUCCUAACUCACGUAAGAAAACAUAUUAAUUUGCACAAAGUUGUGGGAAAUAUAUUUCAAUUAUAUAUAUUAAUAAAUAUAUUAUAUACUUCAAUAGUAUACUUCAAUAGUAUACUUUAAUAUAUUAAUGAUCCAUAGGUAUAAAUGUGGUAACUGUGUCCUGGCUCAUUGUUGUUUAUGUGAACCUUGUAAGAAAAAAUGCUGGAAGAAAACAUGCAUGACUGCUGCUUAUUAAACUGAGCAUCCAGCAUUUGAUAUUGGUUGUUUGAAACAUUGGGUGUUAAAACUUCCUGGUUUAAGUUACAAAACCUGAUUAAAAGGCUGCCAAAUUAUACCACUCUGUAUACCGAAGGGAAAAAGAGUGAACCAGACUAAGUAUUUCAAUGUGUAGUUCUAGGCAAUACCCCCUGCUAAUGGAAGAGAUUUAGUUAAUUAUGAACCCCCACCCCUCUAGAUUUUUCUAAUUGUCACUGACAGCUUGUUUCCCCCACCCCUAUGGAAAUUCUGAACAGUUUUUUACUACUAUCAUACUUUCAAGCAUGAUGUCGGUGUUUUAAAAAAUAUCUCGGCAAAAUGUUCAUUGUUCACAUAAACAAGACAGAAACCGUAUCUUGGCAUAUGCACAGCAAGGAAGGGGGUACCUUCUUGAACUGUUGGUAUACAGCUCCACACAAGCUUCACUACUUGAUAUGCAACUGCCCUAAGAAACAUACUUUCAAAAAGAAAAUUUAUAUAUUAACAUGACAGCUUUAAAAUUUAGUAAUCCAAAAACUAUCAUGUUAUUUGUGAGCUGUGUUCUGCACAAAAACACCAGGAUUCAUAAUACAAGAUCCUUGUUUGGCUUACAUAUAACUUAGCUAUAGGCUUUUCAAGUUUUCUUGUUCACAUGACAGGAUAUUUCAGUACCUUGCUCACCUUUACAGGGAUUCAAACAUUACUAAAUUCAGAAUAUGAUACUCAGAUCAUGACAUUGUAUCAGUUUGGCUGCCCCUGGCUGAUGAGAAUUUCUUACCACUCAUCGCCAGAGUAGGGAGUGCUCUUUUUCUCACCAACCUACCUGGUAGUCAUUCUUUUUAAAGAAAAACAUGCAAAUAUGUCUGGGGGUUGCCUUUUGAGGGAAUGCUUAAUGCCAAAAAUUACUCCUACAUGACUCAGUCAAAUUGCAUAGUUCCAGGAAAUAGCCAUACCCCCCCCCCCACACCCCACCCUGCUACAGAAGAGAUCGGAAAUUCAAGAGGAUAGGGGGUGGUGUUGACCAUUGCAUCAAGAUUUCCAAUGGAAUGGGGGUAUACUAAAAGUCUUGAUAUUUCCAGAAGGUAUUCAAAUACAACCAAUAUCAAAUGCUGGUCAUGCAUGUUUUCUUCCAGCAUUUUUUCUCACAAGGUUCACAUAAACAACAAUGAGCCAGGACACAGUUACUAUUGAAGUAUACUAUUGAAGUUUAUAAUAUAUUUAUAUUAAUAUAUAUAAUUGAAAUAUAUUUCCCACAACUUUGUGCAAAUUAAUAUGUGUUCUUACGUGAGUUAGGAUUUCCAAUUUGGCAACACAGUCAUCUUUAAGCCAUCUCUCAUUGAAGACGUUUCGUGCAAUAUAACGGAGGUGACAAUGAUUUUUUAUAAGGAGACCAGUGACCAUUUGUUUUGUUAAACAUGGCCAUCACAUGUUUGUUUUAUGUCACAAAUAUAUAAACCAAAACGUAAAUAAAUACAAUCCAAAACGUACCAGGUGCCCGUUAAGGUUUCCCCAGACAAUCCAGCAGACAGUGUUUGCUGCUCUUGCUCUCUGUCAGUUAUAGUACUUUUCGUGUAUUAUGUUUUUUCAGUGGCAAGAGCCUCGACAGGCUCGACUGAAGUAUCAUAGGCCUCGCACAAAUCCACACUUUUCUCCAUAUUUACAUCACCCCCGCUAUCACAAGAAACGUCUUCGGCAAAAGAGAGUUCGCAAGAUGAUUGUGUUGCAAAAUUUGAGCUGUGGCUUUCGUCAGAAGACAUAAUUUUGAACAAAAAACAGCCUAGAAUAAGCCUUUGAUAAUAUUAAUUUCUCCUUCGGGAAAGAAGCGUGUUGAGUAAAUGACGUCACAUCCGGCUAAGAAAUCAACAUCUCGCUAAUUGGCAACUCAGUAUAAAUGGCGGCCGAAAAAUUUGCAUGUUUGCGUUGAAAAAAAAGGCAGAAGGAAAUGGAAUUGGACGCUGAUAUUUGGUAAUUUUGUUUAUCUACAGACAUACUUUCUGAAUAUACAAUAAAAAGACAGCACAAUUUUCCAUCGCAGUGGCACUUUAAAUUGAAGUCGCUUGAGUAAAUAUGGCGGAACGCAUGUGUAAGGAUCAAGUUUUGAUAAACUUUCAAAUCGCUAUUUUACAUCGAAAUUUAGUGGUUAAAACAUUUUACAACACUGGAAGCUUGCAGACUGCGCUCACACUGGCAUAUGUACGUUUCGCAAAUGGGCAACAAACAUUUGGGCAAAUGUUCGAAGUGGAAGAACAACAUUUAAAUCGCAAAGGUGGAAAAAUGUGAAUUCAACCGAUCACUUUAAAUCAGAUCGCAUUUGGUCAUUUUUUAUCGCAGUCAUUUCAUGUAGGUGUCAUUUGAAACUAAAAGAGCCCGAUCUUUAUAAUUACGAAAAAGAAAACCUAUUGACGCAUUAAUUAACGCACGAUAUAUAACAUGUCAAAGUUGGAUUACCUUUUUUUACACACCCUGUACUGUAGGCCUAUAUUGUAUAUUUAAGUCGUAGAUCAAUUUAGAAUAUUUCUCACAUUUAUUGCUUCUCACAAAGUUGAAACCACGCGUGAGCACAUAAAUUCUACAGAGCAGAAAGCAACGCCCUCACCAGUACCAGUUUUUUGUUUUGCUGUGUCAGUGGAAAGACCACGUGUAUUUGUUUAAGAAAGCUUUCCAAAACUUUGCUAAAUAAAUAUAUGUGCAUGCACGCAUGCAUAUUAGUCUAUUUUGGUAUUGUUAAAACAAAUACGGUAAUGAAUGUUUUUAUUCGUGCAAUGGUAAGAAUAUUUUCAUGAGGUGAAAGAUGGAAUGUUCCAUUCAACGUGGCGACAGCCGAGUUGAAUGGUACAUUCCAUCUUCCAGCGAAUGUAUUCACCGUUAUGUAUCAUCACAAGAAAAAAAGUUUUAGCUACCGCACACACACACUUUGGACUUUCUAAGAAGCUUGUAAGAAGUGAAUGAAUCUGAAUUAAGCCGCACUUCUUUUGAAAUGAGUGCAUUUUCUGCCGUCCACAUGAGAAGAAGACGUUCGAACGUGUGUUGAUCUACAAAUGUACGAUUUUACGGCAUGUAUUUGUCUUACGAAUAGUGUUCAAUUAAUACACGAUAUUUGGUAUGUUUUAUCUAAUCCGAAUAAUUUUUAAAUUAAUAUAUUCAGGUGAAUGUGAAGACAAAAAAUCAGAGAAUGUUGUCGUGUUUCGAGAAUCAGAGCCAGUAAUUACAGGUAACACUUUCUAUUUAUUGAAAUGAAAGCCAAAACCCUUCACUCGCUUCAGUGAAUCACGGUAUAUUAGUAAACAACUCCUUGGGUAUAUUUAUGUACUUUAAAUCUCUCACUAGCUAACAAGUAAAGUUUUAAUUAUAUUGUAACUUAAAUUAACUCGAGUAAAAACCUGCUAUUUUGUUUCGGCGUCUUUGUCCUUACAUAAAAUCUAUUGGCCUAAUUUUUUGCGGAGAAAAGGUAGGAACAUGUUGGCUUGUCACAGACAUGCUGGUGAUAACUUGUUAUCACGUUUAUAUGUCGUUCAUGGAAGAAAGAGCGCAUUUUAAAAAUCCCCACCUGCCCAUUGAAGUUUUGUUUGAUUAUUUUGAACCUGCAAAACCAGAACAUGAAUAUAAGGUAGAAAUUGAUGAAGAACACGAUCUCCAGCUUGGAAGUUCUCACCUGGAUUAUAAAUUUUUGCGUUUGAAAGAAUGCGAAGCUCUUAAAGAUCGUAAAGGUCUUAGUCCUAUUGUUAGAAACUGUUUAUUACGAGAGGGUCUGGUUGUUAUCGUUGGCCAUCCUGGAGGAAGCAAAAUGUAG
Messenger RNA from Paramuricea clavata, 6281 nucleotides. Lineage: Eukaryota; Metazoa; Cnidaria; Anthozoa; Malacalcyonacea; Plexauridae. The record is from the annotation of a GenBank genome assembly.